Molecule: messenger RNA, 6204 nt
Organism: Acanthoscelides obtectus
Lineage: Eukaryota; Metazoa; Arthropoda; Insecta; Coleoptera; Chrysomelidae
Source: the annotation of a GenBank genome assembly
UAGUAGCGCUGUUCCUUCUAACAGUACUUUCGUUUUGUUGCAGGGCAAGCAGAUUUAACACGGGCACCUCCCGCAUUAGAAGCUUUGGAUGAGCGUCAUGAUGCUGAGAUAUACAGGGCGAUACUUACUUCUAUGAAGGACUGGGAACGUAAGAAGCAACAGAAACACAUAACUAACAGGAUCAAGCGAGAAGAUGUUCCCAGUGCUUGCUAUCCAGAUCUCGGAUGUUUCGAAGCAUCCGGACCCUUUGGGUAUUUGGACACGUUGCCAAACAAACCCGAGGAAAUCAGCACCAAAUUCUGGUUGUAUCCAGGGAGGAGUAGACGAAGAAGUGGAUCACCUCCAGCAGAGGUGCCGUUUGAACGUAUGGACGAGGCCUUCGAAUGGGCCAAGCAGGGCUUCAACAAGAGCUUACCAACGAAGGUGCUCAUCCACGGAUUCGGUAGCGACUGCAGCUACAUCUGGGUCUACGAAAUCAGGAGUGCUUUGAUGGCAGUUGAAGAGGUGAACAUCAUCUGCGUAGACUGGAGCAACGGUGCAGCUCUUCCCAAUUACGUGAAGGCUUCCGCCAACACAAGGCUCGUAGGCAAGCAACUGAGCCUCCUUCUUCGUGGCCUGGUAGAGAAAAAUGGAUUGUCGCUCAGGAACACGCACCUUAUCGGGUUCAGUCUGGGAGCUCACAUCGCAGGGUUUACCGGAGCUGAUUUGGGAAACCUCAGCAGAAUAACUGGCUUGGAUCCAGCUGGUCCCCUUUUCGAGGCUCAAGACCCCAGAGCAAGACUCGACGAAACAGACGCAGCUUUUGUAGACGUCAUCCACAGUAAUGGAGAAAAUCUCAUCCUGGGAGGCCUAGGGUCAUCUCAACCCAUGGGUCACGUGGACUUCUUUCCCAAUGGAGGCAGAAUGCAGAAGGGAUGCAGUCAUUUGUUCGUUGGCGCUGUGACAGACAUCAUUUGGUCAACGGCAGUAGAAGGAAGAUCCUUAUGCAAUCAUCGGAGGGCUUACAAGUUCUUCAUAGACUCCAUCUCCCCCAGGUGCCAUUUUCCAGCUUUUCCGUGUAAAUCAUAUGAUGACUUCAUAGCAGGAAAAUGUUUUCCUUGUACAGAAGAGAGGCAGUGCGGCAACAUGGGCUACUAUGCUGAUAGGUCCAAAGGUAGAGGACAACUGUACCUGACGACGAGGGAUGAAGAGCCGUUUUGUGCUUAUCAGUACCACGUCAAAAUCGAAUCUCUACCAAGCCCGCUUCCUGUAAAAAGCUACGGCAAGAUCCAGAUCACUGUAGUAGGAGAAUCUUUGCUCAAUGAAACAUUUAUGAUGACUAGGAAAGAAGAUGAAGAAAUGACUUUGGGACAGUCAAUUUCCAGGAUAAUCGUACCACAUCCUAUCCUAGCUCAACCAACCAGGAUAGAGAUAUUGUACACGGCAUACAGCGGAUGGCUAUCAUCGGGACUUACCCAGUGGAGAAUGGACAAAGUUACACUCAUGGAUAGCUUCGGCAAGAUGUCAUCGGUAUGCAAAAAGAAUCUAAUUCUACAUUCCGGAGUGCCGGUUCUACUCCCGCUAUACCCGGGCGAAUGCAACCUCCCGAAGGACCAGUUCGAGAAUAUCGCAGAUGACAGAAUCGAUGACAAGCCCAACGACACCGACAAGCGACCAGACUUCACGCCCACUCAAGUGGUUCGGGUUGGAUUGGAAGACAACGAUAACAAAUCGGACAAACCGAAUCUUUUUCGGGACACCAUGGGCAUUUUUAACAUCCCUUGGAGCAACGACAAGGAGAAUGAUAUUUUAGAUACCGAAGCGUCUGAGUCCAGCAGGGCGUUCAACACUAGGAUCAUCAAGGUUGAUAAUGCGAUCGCUAGUAAUGAGGAUGGGCUGGUAAAGGAGAUUGUUGAGCCGAUUUUGAAGCCGCAUUCGAGUAAGAAUGCCAGGUCGCAUGAUCCUGAUAGGGAGAAGGUGGAGAUUACAGAACCUAUAUUAGGUCCGACUACCGCCAAAAGCAUCAAAGCAACAGCCAUAGUUAGCACUACGACUACAACUACUACCACCACCACAACUACAAAAGCCCCAGUUAUUGAGUUGAAGACAGAGGCGAAAAGUUCUGUCAAAAUUGCGUUCGACAAUGACUGGGUACCGAAACAAGUACCGACGAAUCCAAAACAUGAGGGAAAGAGAAAGAGGCAAGACGAGUCAAAGGUGAUGCCCGGUUUCGACCGACCUAGCCAAGAUCCUCUAGAGUCACUUGCGACCACCGUCCAAUUUCUACCUCAAAGACUUGCCAGAAUGUUCCAGCAGGCAGAAAAGUACGCCAGAGAUAACAUUUUGCCCUUAGUUAGCACUUAUACCCCUAGAUUCAUCGCUGAUAUGAUCACUCCCAGGGAGACCACCCCUAAGUACGUGCCCCUGCAUUACGAUGAGACCACGACGAGGAAAAGUUCGAAGCCUAAAUCUAAGAGCGUUGAGGAAACGGACAAACCCAUGUUUGAGGUUAGCGAGUCCAGACAUGUAAUCGUAGAAAAAGAAUUUAAACCAGUUACCGAUCCAACAACUCCACACACCCAUAUACAGAGGCUCACAAAGAAAUCCGAGGAAGAAGAAGCACAGUUGAAGGCUAUGCUGAUGGCGUCUACUAAGAAGAUCAUGAUGACUACAACCAGCAUUCCUGAGUCGACUCCUACGACUACCCCUGCUCCUACAACGACUUCAACCAAAAAGGCACCAGCUACGAAAGAGUACAGCCGAAGAGCUAGAGAUGAUAAUAACGUCCAGCCCCUACGACCACCCCAGGACCCCCUGGAAGCUAUCAUAACCCAAGUUCAGAUCCUUCCCGAAAACCUAGGUAGAAUGUUCCAACAAGCCGAGAGGUUCACUCGGAAUACGGUACUUCCUCUAGUCAGUAGGUUCACACCAAGGUUCAUCACGAACAUGUUCAACCCUAGACCGAGGGAAGGUCCCAGGUACAUUCCUUUUAUUGGAGGUGAGACUAGUGUACAUACGCCUACUGUCAGGCUGAACGAACCAGGUCGGAACAAGAGGAACCAGAGGUUCAACCCACCACCCAGGGUAGAGGAGGAACCUGACGACGAUGGUACUACAACUACUACUACAACUGAAGCUUCUACGAUAGGAAGUUACAUACAAAAGAUUCCAAAAAGGAAAAAGGCGUAAAUGCGCUACUUAGGUAAUGGGGUACCAUAGAAUGAUUGAAAAAUAUCAGUGAGUCGGUGUCGCUAUAUAUUAGUUACGCUUAUAAGAGAUGGAGUCUUCAAUUUGCUUGUACGUACAAGAAACCUUUUUCUUGGCAAGAUUUAUAUAUUUUUAUUGCAUCUGGUGCUGCAGUGGGUCUGGUGGCUUUGUAUUCACUGGUUUGCCUUGUCAACAAAAAAUAUCAAUAUUGUUAUUCAAAGCACACUGUCUUGCUUAUAUCGCAGUCAUGGAACAAUUAUUAUUUAAAAACUUGCCGCAUCUCAAAUGCAGCAUUUCACGACGAAUACUAUACAAGUCCAGCAUCACAGGGAGUGUACGUGACAAAUCUGGCUCAGUCCGGGAUCGGCAUUCCGGAUCGGAUCAUGUGUUCAACAAGGUGCAAUUUGAUAAGUGCCAUAAUGAUGUAGCCGGAUGGCACGAUAAGUGGCAAGGUGCACUGUUCCACUAUGUUCGUGCCCUAAGGACGAGACUAGAGUUGCGACUAUAGUAUCUGUGUGAAAUAUAAUGUAUCUCGGUUUCUUGUAAUUAUCCAGAAACUAUCGCUGGGAGGAGAUUCCAUUGAUUUCGAUCAGCGUUCAGCCUGAUGUCACAAGUUUCUCUUUGUUGUCAAGAUUUUAAUAAAAAUUGUUUCAAAUAGCCUAGCUGUGAACUUAAGGUUAUAUUUUGAUAGGCAUUUUCAUCUCAGACUACUAGCAUGCUAGUUUUGGAUUGCUUGCAUGUUUGUGUCUCAUGUCGAACUUUCACUCUUUGGUAACAGUAGAAGUUUCCCAUUCAAUAUACCUUGCACUGCGGUCACCUGUAACACUCUCUAUGAUGUCACGAUGCAUAACAUUUUUCUUAUUUCUCAUGGUCACUUUGUACCAAGUUACUGUUGUAAAUACACUCUCCUGUAUAAUAACCUUUGUAAAAAGUCAACAGACGUACAUGUAUCCAUACGAUUUCAACAUCCUAAGUUCUGCUGAGUAUGUCUUGUACAGUAGUUACGGCCAAAUAUGAGGCUCAGACAAAUGCAGUAUCAGAACCUUAACUAUAUAUUAUCGAACUAUCAAGUAUUUUCAUGAAAACCAAUGCAAAUCUUUUUGUAAUAAUGCAUAGAAAAGUUAAGUUAAAAUGACUUGGAAAUGACCUUCAAAUACCCUCAUAGAGACAAACUACUGAAAAUCGUAUAGAUUAUGCAGAAAUUGUUUUCUGACAGCUGUUUGAUGUUCUAGAGCAAUGUGUGAUAGUUGCACUCGUCAAAACAAAAAAACAAAUAACAGCUGAUUAUUUACUAGUACCUAUAUACCCUAUAUCGUCAGGUGGCAGUAUUGUACCUAGUAUUGUACAGUUCAAAACUAUUACAAGGGGGCAGUCAAACUGUCCUCACAAUGUCAGUCGUAAUCAAUACUAUAGGGACAUUUGAUAUGAGUCAAUCAAAGUUUUACCUGACAUAAUAUACAGUCUGAAAGGUUCUGGAACCCCACGACAAUUAUUGAACUUAUAAUGGUAUGAAAAAACUGAGUUUACCCCAGCUAUCUAAUAAUGACAUUGGAUUCGACCUUGACCAUGAUCUUCAAAGUCAUUCGAAGGUCAAGUCGAUUUUUUAAAUGUAACCUUUCUGGGCCCAGAAACGUACAGAAAUGUGGUCUAGAUCAUCCCAAAAUUUUGACCUUGGUAGGUCAUUAUCAAGGUCAAGCCCAGGUAUGGUGAUAUAGCUUGGGAAACACCGACUUAUUAUUUUCAUGAUUUUCCUUGGAUAUCUAAUGAUGACCUUGGACCUGACCUUGUCCGUGACCCUGAAGGUCAUUUGGAGGACGACUCUUUUUUUCAAUGGGUCCACGAAAGUAAAGACAACAUUUUAUGUUCAAAUAUGUCCUUGACCAGUUUUGGAACAUCGGAAUUGACCAUCAAGGUCAAACACAAGUUUACAUUAAUUUAUUGAUAAUUCAAAUAACAAAAAUCGACUUGACCUUCAAAUGAGUUAUGGUCAAGGUCAAAUCCAAGAUCACUAUUGUAAAGCUGGGAAAAACUCCAUUCAAUCGAGGGUAUUAGUUUUUUCAUACCAUUAUUAGUUUACUAAUUAUCAUGGGGCUCUAGAACCUUCCAGAAUAUGAAGAUUCAGUUAAUUCAAAUUGCGCGGCACUGCAAAUGUCGAUAUUCAGCUCUCCGUCAGAGGUUGUAACAGAACCAGUUGAGAUGUGCGGAAGAUAAAUUCGUUUGCGGAAAUGUGUUUUAGGAUCAGUUCCACUCCACUUAAUUCGCGGUCCACACGGAGCUUUGUUUAUCUGCUUUGAACGUUAACUAUUGAUCGGUGGUGUAGCGCGAUGGAAACAAGAUAAAUUUGUCUUUUAAGAAAGAGCUGCAAGUACAAACAAAGCGGUCGUAUACCGCCAUUACGUGGAAAUAUUCUUACAUGUCAACAGAGUGAGAUUGAGCAGAUUAUUAUCACAGAUUCAAGAGCAAACAGAGGCAGGUAUCGGGCAUAAUUAACAACCUGGGAUAUGCUUCAAAGAUUGCACAGUUUUACCGUUAGCUAAACCCGCCUGUCUCGAUAAGCAAACAUAUAUUUUGUUUCAGUUUUUCCGUGAAGAUGCUGACAUAAGCUAGCAGUACUUAGAAGUAUGCCUAUGUUCCCAGGCUCAGUAAAAAAAACUAAACUAAAACACUAAAGUUCGUUAAGAGACAGUUUUGAAGAAGGCCAAUCUUUUCAAUCUUAGUCUAGCACAAAUGCAUUUACUUUCAGUUCUGAUAUCGUUUUGGAUCAUUUUGAUUAAUACGGCAGGUAGCCAAGCUGUUAGAUAGCCACAGACCACCGUAACAUGUGCUUGGCAACCUUCCUUGUAAAUAUGGUCUUCAUUACUAUUAAGCAGUCUAUUUUGCGUUACUCCCUGUAUACAAUAAUUACUAUUUAUAUAUCUUAUACCCUAACCAUUGUACAUAGUUGUAAAUAGCUUUCCAAUUUAUAUUUUUUACUAGUGCGUUUGUAAUAUAAUCAUCGAAUAAAGCCAUUCGAUUGUA